Triticum turgidum subsp. durum (durum wheat) is the source of this 258-nucleotide messenger RNA. The record is from the annotation of a GenBank genome assembly. Lineage: Eukaryota; Viridiplantae; Streptophyta; Magnoliopsida; Poales; Poaceae.
AUGAAGAAGUCUGGAAGGCUUGACUCCAUCAACAUCGUCCGCCUGCUGCUCGUCGUCGCGAUCAUCUGCGCCGUGAACAUUGGGGUAGUCCAGGGAGGCAGAAGGUUUUGGCGGCGGCCUCCAUCUCCACAAGGGCGCCCGGCCGCCCACGGGGUUUGCCCGAGAUGUGGUGAAUACGUUUCCACCACCGCCUCUACCGCUGUCGACGAAAGGAAGAACUCUGCCUCCACUACACCAUUCCCCGACCUACGCCACUAG